AUGAAUAAUGAAGAGGCCUUUAGAAGGUAUUUGCAAGACAAUAACAUCCCUGCAAAUAAGUACUUCCAGGCAUAUAACAAGGUUGCAGCUGGUUUAAAACCCAGAUAUUUCCGAUUCCCGCACAAAAAUUUAACAUAUUCGUUUGGUUUGACUCAUAAACGUGUUUUAUGGCUUAGGGAUGUUGAAUUGUUUGCUAUCUGUGGGAAAAAACCUCUACCUAGAAAUGCAGUGGGUUUGGAUGCAGCAAGUGCUGCUGCUGUGGAAGCUCUCAGAUUAUCCGUCUUGGCCAAGCAGGCCCACAUAUCAAUUUUGGAUAUGUGUUGUGCCCCUGGAGGGAAAUUACUGGCAAUAGCUUCAACUCUCAUCAAAUAUAUCACCACAGGCGAUGCAAAAGUUACAAUUGUGGGACUAGAUUCGAGUUAUAGGAGGCUAAAAGUCUGUAAUGCGUUAUUAAGAAAGGAAGGCCUGCCAUCUGAAGUAUUGGUUAAACUGAUUUGCACUGAUUCAACUAAUUUUGAUCCGAGUGAAACCUUCAAAAAUAUCAUAGAUAAUAAGGAUUGCACGGUACCAUGUAGCUACGAUAGGGUAAUUGUUGACGUUGAAUGCUCGCAUGAGGGUUCAUUAAGGUCCGUGUUAAGGACCGUUAAAUACUGGGGUGCCCGUCAGUUUGAGUACAGAUGGUUAAAUCAGAACUAUAUUGAUGAUUUGGUGGAAACCCAGUGCAUGCUAUUGAAUAAGGCAUUGGACCUAUGUAAGCCCGGUGGCAUGGUUGUUUACUCCACCUGUUCCCUAAUCGAUAGAGAGAACCAGGGAGUUAUAAAGAGGAUUUUGAAUCAAAGGAGCGAUGUAUAUGCACAUCCACUCCCUAUUAGGCAGUGCGAAUGUUGCACAGUAGCUACAAAUGCAACUAAAAAUGAGUUUGAACAUUUUGAUUGGCCCGCAGAGGGAGUGGACAUAAAAUCAGAGUAUAGGUAUGGCGAUUUUAGGCUUGAUUCCGAGGGUCCAUGUAAAAAUGACUCAUCCGGGAGUUUUUGUGCCGUAUUGUUCAAUGCACUAAGUGAGACAAGUACCACAGACGGGCAAUUUAUCGCAAGUCUGCUGAAACAACCAAAAACAGAAUAA
Molecule: messenger RNA, 1122 nt
Organism: Babesia microti strain RI
Lineage: Eukaryota; Apicomplexa; Aconoidasida; Piroplasmida; Babesiidae
Product: Ribosomal RNA small subunit methyltransferase F
Exons: 1
Coding region: 1-1122 (373 amino acids)
Biological process (GO): RNA methylation
Molecular function (GO): methyltransferase activity
Source: RefSeq, a predicted model, not a curated record